UUCAAUGCCGGAAGAUGCUAAUUCUAAAAUAAAGAGAACAGCUAAUUUUCCAUCAUCAUCGUCGUCAUCGACAACUGGCUUCGAAUUGCAAUUUACUAUUAGGAAAUACGAUACCGGCGAGCCAAUAACUUUCAAAGUGGAUGGUGAACGAUUUGGGAAAACGCAAGGAAGUGAUGUAAAGUCAGAUGUACUCCUUCGAACAUACAAAUUUCGCUCGGAAGUUAUCUAUAAAAUUACUGUGACAACUAAGCCACCCAUUGAAUUUCAUGUGUUGCAUAUAUCAGGAAGUAUUUUGGAGUUACGACCAGAAAGCAUUGGUGGUGGUGUUUAUAGCACGGAAUGGAAUACAACCGGUACAGAUGUGACCCUUAAUAGGAAUCGAGAAUAUAUUAGUAUUUGUCUACAGGGUCCUGGAAGGAUAUUGCAACGAAAGCUCCAAGCAAAAUUUUAUCGAAAUGAUAAUAAUCAUGCAGAUUACGGUGAUAAAUUGGAAGCAUUGAUUUGGAAGUGUGCUGUAGAUAGCGAUGGAAAUAUAACUGUGGUUGAUGAAAUUGUCAAAUGA
Molecule: messenger RNA, 562 nt
Organism: Acanthocheilonema viteae
Lineage: Eukaryota; Metazoa; Nematoda; Chromadorea; Rhabditida; Onchocercidae
Source: the annotation of a GenBank genome assembly